AUAACCUGUCAGUUUGGUUUUGACCAAAAGAAGAAAAACUGUAGAAAAAAUACAUGGUCCGUGUUUCGGGCUAAAGAAAGAAAGAAAAAAAUAGUGAAAGAAACAUCUGAGUGUAAAAAAAAGUUUUUAAAUCCAACCUAAAUCUUAUAGAAAUUAAUAAAUUCAUUUGCAUAUUUUUAACAAUAAAAACUAAUCCGCUUUACUAAUGUCCAUUACCAAUAACUAUGGAGAAUUUCGCUUCACAGUUAUUGCGAGGUGGGAAGCAAAAGACGAAAUCUUGUGUAGGAAUGACCGUGAUGGCAAAAACAUCAAUUGCCGAGAUAUGUGAAAAUGCCAAAAUGGCCAGAGAAAUGGCCCUAACUGGCAACUAUGAUUCGGCUGCAAUAUAUUAUGAAGGACUGCAGGGUAUGUUGAGUCGAAUGGUUACGUCAACAACAGAUCCUCUUCGUAAGGGAAAAUGGGGAAUGAUAAAUCAACAAAUACAAAAAGAGUACACAGAAAUGAAAGCCAUUCAAAAGACACUUUCGGAGAUGACAAUGGAUUUGCAUAAUACACCGUUUGCCCACAAAAUGAAAUCUCAAAUAAGCGAAGAUGAGAUGAAAGAUCCCGCUUCGUGGUUUCGUCCAGAUCCAGAUAUUUGGACACCUCCGGUUAAGGAUCCUGAUGUUUGGGGACCACCAAGGCCAGAAAAACCGGUUCCACCAAGUCGUAGCCGAAGUAGCAAUGCGGUAGUGAAUAGAAAACUGGAUCGCAAAAGCACAAUUCCCCAGCGAGCAGCACCGGGCGCUAAAAAAACAUCAGCACCCAACACUGCGCGCAACAGCAUCACAAGUCAAAAUGGCAGGAAUAAUGGAACAAAUAAUCGCAAAACAUUGUCUGCAGUUAGUGGAGGCAGUGCAGAUAACGGACAAACAAAGGAUGAUGAUUCCAAAGAUGAUGAAAACACUGCAGAAGAAGAAAAGGAGAAGAAAUUUGAGCCCAGUAGUCAUCUGGAGUCGGAACUGGUCGAUAUUUUAGAGAGAGACAUAUUACAAAAGAAUCCAAAUGUACGCUGGGAAGAUAUAGCAGAUUUACAAGAUGCUAAGAAAUUGCUUGAAGAAGCCGUCGUUUUACCAAUGUGGAUGCCACAUUUUUUUAAGGGAAUUCGUAGACCAUGGAAAGGUGUUCUAAUGGUUGGACCACCUGGUACUGGAAAAACAAUGCUUGCUAAAGCAGUAGCCACUGAAUGCGGUACAACCUUUUUUAACGUUUCAUCAUCAACUCUAACGUCCAAGUAUCGUGGUGAAUCGGAGAAAAUGGUACGGCUUCUAUUCGAAAUGGCUCGCUUUUAUGCACCAAGUACAAUAUUUAUCGAUGAAAUUGACUCCCUUUGCUCACGACGUGGCUCCGAAUCGGAACAUGAAGCUUCGCGACGUGUCAAAUCUGAACUACUAGUUCAAAUGGAUGGUGUUGACAGUGAAGAAGCGUCCAAGGUGGUCAUGGUGUUGGCUGCAACAAAUUUCCCUUGGGACAUCGAUGAGGCCUUGAGACGUCGUUUAGAAAAACGUAUCUACAUACCCCUGCCCACAGAUGAAGGUAGGGAAGUGCUACUUAAAAUCAAUUUGCGUGAAGUCAAAGUUGAUGAGAGCGUGAAUUUAUCUAAAAUCGCUAAGAAAUUAGAAGGUUAUUCAGGAGCGGACAUUACAAAUGUUUGCAGAGAUGCAAGUAUGAUGUCUAUGCGGAGAAAAAUCGCUGGUCUUAAGCCAGAACAAAUUCGUCAAUUAGCAACGGAGGAAGUUGAUCUUCCAGUUUCUACGCAAGAUUUUGCCGAUGCAAUUGCAAAAUGCAAUAAAAGUGUCUCAAAGGCCGAUCUUGAAAAAUAUGAAAAAUGGAUGAAAGAGUUUGGAUCGUCAUGAUGACAUGAAAAAAAAAAAACUUUCAUCAUUAAAAUUCUCAUUAUCAUUCUCACACUCACUUAAUAACCUUAACCUACAUUAUAUC
This is a messenger RNA of Episyrphus balteatus (marmalade hoverfly), 1980 nucleotides long. It is a transcript of the gene Kat60, whose product is annotated as katanin p60 ATPase-containing subunit A-like 1. Gene Ontology annotation, molecular function: ATP binding; ATP hydrolysis activity; microtubule severing ATPase activity. The record is from RefSeq and is a predicted model, not a curated record. Gene Ontology annotation, biological process: microtubule severing. The coding region runs from base 225 to 1895 and encodes 556 amino acids. The transcript has 7 exons. Gene Ontology annotation, cellular component: microtubule cytoskeleton. NCBI's taxonomy places the organism in Eukaryota, Metazoa, Arthropoda, Insecta, Diptera, Syrphidae.